Neolamprologus brichardi is the source of this 662-nucleotide messenger RNA. The record is from RefSeq and is a predicted model, not a curated record. NCBI's taxonomy places the organism in Eukaryota, Metazoa, Chordata, Actinopteri, Cichliformes, Cichlidae.
GGUUUGUUCACUUGCACAGCGUUAACGUGUUUCCUGGUUUUCUGAUGCAGAAUGGGAUUAAGCUGAAGAAGACUGCAGAAGAAGAGGAGGAUGGGAUGAUCUCCAAUAAAAAGCCGAGGAAAGCGACACUGGCUAAAGAUAAGCUGUAUGGAUGCUUUGUCAAGUCUGCCACGCUGCUGUCUGGUCAGGAGCAGCCCGAGCCGAAAGCCUCCAGCUCAGAUGACAGCAGCAGCUCAGAUGAGGAGGAUGAGCAGAGGAUGGAUCUCUCCAGCACCACCAAGCUUUCUGACACUGACCUUAUGAAGGUUUGUGGAGGACGCACAGCUCACAAGGGAGCCAGGCACGGCUUGACCAUGAGCGCCAAGUUAGCCAGGCUGGAGCAGCAGGAGGCCGAGUUCAUGGCCAAGUAUGGAAAGAAGAACCAACCAGCAAGUGCUCCUCCUCCAGCCUCCCGUUUAGAGACGCAGGAGGAGAUGACGGCAAGCAGAAAAAAGAUGAAAAUGAAUGAGAUGAGUAGUGAUGGAGUGUGUGAAACUCCCACAACAGAUGUUCAACCUAAAAAGAAAAAGAAGAAGAAGGAAAAGAAGAGCGCUGAUCCCGAGGAAAGAACUGAUGAGGAUUUGAUCCGUGUAGAAAACUGUGAGGCAGACGAUUCGCACAAG